AUGUCCAAUAAAACCAGUAGAAUGCCCUAUCUAAGAGGGUAUGAUCCAAAUGCUAAGUGCGAGUAUCAUGCUGGUGGCAUUGGUGAUUCGACAGAGAAUUGUAGGACACUAAAGUUUAAAGUCCAAGACUUAAUCAAUGCCAAAUGGCUGAAUUUCAAGGAGGAUAAUCCUAAUUUUAGGAUUAAUCCUUUACUUGGGCAUGGAGGGCCAUCAGUAAAUGCCAUCAAGGAAGAGUCUACUAGUGUUUUGAAGAGGAAAGUUGAAGAGGUUACGACUCCUCUAAAGGUUAUUUUUACUGAAUUGUACAAGACUGACUUGAUCAAGAGUUUUGUACAUGAAGAAAGUAUGUGCAAUUUGCACCUUGAUGUAGACCACUCCAUUGAAGAUUGUGAAGAAUUCAAACAUGUUUUGCAAACCCUGAUGGACAAACAUUUGGUCCAAAUCAGGCAUCCUAAGGAGAAAAAUGAAGUUUUGACUAUUGAUGGGCAAUCCUCAGCUUUCUUGAAACCCUUGGUCAUUCAUUACACCAAAUGUAUGAAUACCCCAGAUACUAAUGGACCUAGACCCAUCACUAUACAAAUACCAGCUCCAUUUUCUUACAAGGACAACAAAGCAGUGCCAUGGAAGUAUAAUGCAGGGGUUUAUGUCAGAAAUCUGAAAGAAAACCAAACACAAGGUGUUAGUUCAGAUACCCUUGCCAUCUCAAACAUUGUUGGUGUUGGCGGGAUGACCCGCAGUGGUCGUAUUUAUACAUUUGAGGAUCUGAGAAAAGAGCGAGUAAAAGAGAUAGAGAAAUUCUCAAAGGGGAAAGCCAAAUUGGGCGAGUUUGAAGAUGCUGACAAAGAGAAAAUGCCUAAAAUAAAGAAGACAGUGUCUAAUGAAGAAGCUUGUGAGUUUUUGAAAUUUAUUUGGAGGACUCUUUUGAAAGUGUUGAAUGAGGCUCAUGUCAACCAUGAUAUCACUACCGACAAGUUUAGAGGCAUUGUUGGUAAUAUUAUUUCAAACAAUUAUCUCACCUUCACUGAUGAUGAAGUACCUGUCGAAGGAAUGAGGCACAAUAAAGCACUGCAUAUUUCUGUCAAAUGUCAAGAUCACAGUAUUGCUAGAGUGCUUAUUGAUAAUGGAUCUUCUUUUUAUGUGAUGUCAAAAGCAACAUUGUUAAAAUUAGCUUGUGAUGAGUCGCAUAUGAAACCUAAUGCCAUGAUAGUAAGAGCCUUUGAUGGAACAAGAAGAGAGGUUAUUGGAGAAAUUGAGAUCCCAAUCCAAAUUGGUCCUUGCACUUUUCAAAUUUUGUUUCAAGUAAUGGACAUUGCACCAGCUUAUAACUGCCUUUUGGAGAGGCCUUGGAUUCAUUCUGUUGGAGUUGUACCAUCCACAUUGCAUCAAACAUUGAAGUUUAUCAUUGAUAAUAAGUUAGUGAUUGUCUCUAGUGAAGAAGAUAUGUUAGUGAGUAAGCCUUCGUCUACUCCUUACAUUGAAGCUACUGAAGAAGCUCUAGAGACUUCUUUUCAGGCUUUAGAGAUUGUGAAUGUUACUUAUGUUGGAGAGGGAACCACAAUCGCCGAUAAGAAAAGAGUCAUAGAGGAGAAGAAAGAAAGAAGAUCAGCUAGGUUGGAGGGUAGAGAGCCUGAAAGUGAAGGGGUCCCCAUUUGUGAUCUUCUGAAGAGCUUUUAUAGUGCUGGAUUUGAGUUUCAAGACUCAGUGACUGCUGCUGAUGAAGAUGUACCUGGAGAAGAGAUUGUGAACCUAGUCCACACUUGUCCACUGAACACCAAAGUUGGCAAUUGGGAGAUCAUUGAGUUACCUGUGAUUUUUAAUGACUAUUCAAAUGAUGUCUUUGCAUGGUCUUAUCAAGAUAUGUUAUUCCUAGAUGUUGAUAUAAUCGAGCAUAAAUUGCCACUAAAGCCAGAGUGUUUCCCAGUUAAGCAAAAAUUAAGGAGAAUGGGACUUGAGAUGUCACUGAAGAUUAGGGAGGAGGUCAAGAAGCAAUUCGAUGCAGGUUUCCUUGUUGUUGCCAAAUACCCUCAAUGGGUUGCCAACAUUGUGUCAGUUCCUAAGAAAGAUGGAAAGGUUCGAAUGUGUUGUAAAUCUAUAAGGAUGAUAUGA
Abrus precatorius (Indian licorice) is the source of this 2106-nucleotide messenger RNA. RefSeq lists its product as uncharacterized. The transcript is spliced from 4 exons. The record is from RefSeq and is a predicted model, not a curated record. Lineage: Eukaryota; Viridiplantae; Streptophyta; Magnoliopsida; Fabales; Fabaceae. Bases 1 to 2106 code for a protein of 701 amino acids.